This is a messenger RNA of Talaromyces stipitatus ATCC 10500, 672 nucleotides long. RefSeq names its product ATP-binding cassette transporter, putative. Gene Ontology annotation, molecular function: ATP binding; ATP hydrolysis activity. Lineage: Eukaryota; Fungi; Ascomycota; Eurotiomycetes; Eurotiales; Trichocomaceae. The record is from RefSeq and is a predicted model, not a curated record. The transcript has 3 exons. Bases 1 to 672 code for a protein of 223 amino acids.
AUGACCUUUGUCCAGUUUAUGCGCCGUGCGACAGAUAACGUUACCGGCUCCAUUGACAGAGGCACUCUUGCUGGAGUUAUGGGCGGUUCCGGUGCCGGAAAAUCGACAUUUGUCAAUGUGCUGAUGGGAAAAACGAGUAAUAUCGGUGGUGUAGUAGCCGUGAACAAUAGCCCGAGUAAAGUGGGACGCUACAAAAAAGUCAUAGGACAUGUGCCUGAGGAGACAUUCUCUCCCCGAAUUGACCCUCUACGAGAACAUUACUUCCACGGCAUUGAAAAGAUGCUGAUAUUGAAGCCCACGCCGAGUCUGUCAUUGACUGCCUGGAACUAUCGCAUGUGCGAGAUUCACAAGUCGGAAGUGUUGAGAAGGCAAUCUCAGUGGUGGACAACGAAAAGUGUCAGUAUCGGUAUGGAAUUGGCAGCAGUACAUAUGGCAAUCUUUUUGGAUGAGCCAACAAGCGGUCUGGAUGCUACAUCGGCAUCUUCAAUGAUAAGGACCUUGAAGGUCCUUGCGCGCCUAGGCAUUGCGGUCAUUUUUAUUAUUCAUCAGCCUUGGUCUGAGGUUUUCGAUCUGUUUGAUAGUCUUUUCUUGGUCGAAAUGGACAGACUAUUUACGAAGGUCCUCAAGCCGAGGCCAAACAGUAUUUUGAGAAUGUGGGUUUCCACAUUAUAG